GGGGAUGCCGGCAGGCUCGGGCCGCACCUCCGCGGGCCUCGCGCGCCAGGAGCCUUGGUUGGUCUGUGAGCAUGAGGAGUGAGGCCCUAGGAAAGAGAUGAAUUGGUGAAGCCAGGAUGAAACUGCUUCCGGGAGUCGGAGUCUUUGGGACUGGCAGCUCUGCUCGGGUUCUGGUCCCGUUGCUGAGAGCUGAAGGCUUCACCAUUGAGGCACUGUGGGGCAGGACUGAAGAAGAGGCAAAGCAGCUUGCUGAAGAGAUGAGCAUUUCCUUCCACACCAGCCGGACAGACGACGUCUUGCUGCACCAGGAUGUGGAUCUGGUUUGCAUUAACAUCCCCCCUCCACUCACUCGACAGAUAGCUGUGAAAGCUCUAGGUAUUGGAAAGAAUGUGAUCUGUGAAAAAGCAGCAACCUCCGUGGAUGCCUUCAGGAUGGUAACAGCGGCACGCUACUACCCCAAACUUAUGAGUCUUGUGGGGAAUGUCCUUCGAUUCCUGCCUGCCUUUGUUCGGAUGAAGCAGCUUAUUGAAGAGCAUUACAUUGGCAAUGUGAUGAUCUGUGAUGUGCGUGUGUACUGGGGCAGCCUGCUUAGCCAAAAGUACAACUGGAUCUGUGAUGAGCACAUGGGGGGCGGUGGUCUGCACACAAUGGGCACCUAUAUUGUUGACCUCUUAACCCACCUAACUGGGAGGAAGGCUGAGAAAGUCCAUGGUUUUCUGAAGACAUUUGUGAAACAGAAUGCCGAGAUUAAUGGGAUCCGGCAUGUCACCAGUGAUGACUUCUGCUUUUUCCAGAUGCUUAUGAAUGGGGGUGUUUGUAGCACAGUAACUCUCAACUUCAACAUGCCAGGCUCCUUUGUGCACGAAGUCAUGAUUGUGGGGUCUGCUGGUCGCCUCAUAGCCCGAGGAUCUGACCUCUAUGGACAGAAGAGUACCGAGCUCCAGGAGGAACAGCUGCUCACAGACUCUUUGACAAUCAAUGCAGGGCUUCUAGAAAAGGGAUUUAAAGACAUUCCCUUGCUGUACCUGAAAGGCAUGGUAUACAUGGUGCAGGCUUUGCGCCAGUCAUUUCAGGAGCAAGAUGACCAUCGCACCUGGGAUUAUAAGCCAGUCUCCAUGGCAGCCUCGUUUGAGGAUGGGCUUUACAUGCAGAGUGUGGUUGAUGCCAUAAAGAAAUCCAGCAGGUCUGGGGAAUGGGAGACUGUGGAAGUCAUGACUGAGGAGCCAGAUGCCAAUCAGAACCUUUGUGAGGCACUGCAAAGAAAUAAUGUAUGAGCUGGCAGCUGGACAUUUGGGAUGACAGUGUAGGGUAAGGCUGGGCCCCAGCCUCUCUGGGAGACACGUGGGUUUGUAUUUAAUAAGUCAGGUUAUUAUAUGUCUGGGCAAAAACCUGAGGUAACCAUGGGGAAAAGGCAGAGUGAUUUCUCCUCAGACUCAUUGGGAGGUUAGAGCUUCCAUUGUUCUUGGAUCAGAUUGUUAGCAAAACUUGAAUUUCCCUUUGCACUUGCAGAAAAGGACAGAGCUGUUACCCAUGACAUCAUGGAUGUGAGAAGAAGUCAGGCCUGCUUGUUCAUCGGAUGGCAAAACAUACACUGGGGAGCCAGAUCUGCUGCCCCAGCCUCCUGGGAAAUUACUUGAGGCAUCAAGACCUGGAUAGAACUGAUAACCAGGUCUCUCUCCUCAUCCCCUUCCUGGGCAAGAGUUCCUCUGUCAGGGCUUUGGGACUCAUCUCUGGCUCUCUUCCCUGAACUCCUUUACUUUGUUCACAGAGGGGCAGGGUACAGAGAAAGGACUCUCCUCUCCGUUGAUUUAUAGGCUUAGGUCUUCUAACUGACAGAUAAGAUGGGGAAUAUGGGACCACCUUCCCACAUACUACCCAGAGUCUAAAUGCUGGAAGAGAAGGGGAAAGUCCUUGUUUUAGGGAACUCCCUCUUGGAGGUGACUGAACUCUAAAGCAAAUGUUAGGUGAGUAUUUCAACCAUAAAAACAAAGAGAAGAAAGAGAGGAUUAAAACACCUGAAAAAAAUCUAAAGUAAAUUAAUCAGAAGAUCUAAUAUUCCGAAUUGUUUGUAGGGUGGGAGAGGGAAGAGAUUUUGUGGGAAUUAUAAAGACUCAUUUAAGGAGACUGAAGUUUUCAUUUACUUGUGGGCUCUGCAGUGAUUUCCGUGAAACAGGCAUAGAGCUAACUGAUUUUUGAAGAAACUCAUCAUUUGGACAAUUGACCCAUACAUCUGGGCCCCUUUCUCUGCCUCUGACCCUCUAACUUCCAUUCUGGCCUUUCGCCAGCCCCUCCCCACCAUAGGUCCUAUCUUUGGUGUUUCCUGAAGGGCUGGCUUCUCUCUCAGGGAAAAAACAACACAAAACAUAUAGAAAUUUAGAUGGUGCUUAUGGCUUCCUGAGGUCAUGUGUGGUUUCAGGAAGACCAGGAGAUACAAGGCUUCUCAGGAAACUCAGAGCUGAGGAGACAAAGGAAAAGUACUGACUGCCACAGAAAUGCGCAUGCAGCCCCUGGGAUAAAGAAAGGGCACAAGCAGAAGAGAGGUGGUGUCUCGGGAAGCACCUGAGGGCUGGGGGGUGGACAGUCUGUCAGCCUCCCAGGACAUCCCACCCCCCAGCCUGGGGCAGGUUUGGGUGAAAAACGCACUGCAGGGACUGCUUUUUGCCUGUAAUGCACAGGAGGUAACUACAUUCUUAUUAAAUGUGUUUUGUGUAUACAUAA
Messenger RNA from Vombatus ursinus (common wombat), 2718 nucleotides. RefSeq names its product glucose-fructose oxidoreductase domain containing 2 (gene GFOD2). Gene Ontology annotation, cellular component: extracellular matrix. Gene Ontology annotation, biological process: extracellular matrix organization. Gene Ontology annotation, molecular function: nucleotide binding. The transcript has 3 exons. Bases 117 to 1274 code for a protein of 385 amino acids. NCBI's taxonomy places the organism in Eukaryota, Metazoa, Chordata, Mammalia, Diprotodontia, Vombatidae. The record is from RefSeq and is a predicted model, not a curated record.